GCAUGCGCAGCCCACAUUAGUGAUGGAGGAGAGAAGAUGGCGGAAGCGGAGCCUCGAAAUGCAGUGCGAUGGUUUGGCCAGUUCCACUCACCGAUGUUUAGACUUAUGCCUAGAAUUUGGAUUCUCUGUGACCAUUUUUGAUUUAAGGACCAUAGUACAGUUAUGGAUAGUGAACCAAACCCUGGAACAUCUGUGUCAACCACAACCAGCAGUACCACCACCACCACCAUCACCACUUCCUCCUCUCGAAUGCAGCAGCCACAGAUCUCUGUCUACAGUGGUUCAGACCGACAUGCUGUACAGGUGAUUCAACAGGCAUUACAUCGGCCCCCCAGCUCAGCUGCUCAGUAUCUUCAGCAAAUGUAUGCAGCCCAACAGCAGCACUUGAUGCUGCAUACUGCAGCUCUUCAGCAGCAGCAUUUAAGCAGCAGCCAGCUUCAGAGCCUUGCUGCUGUUCAGGCAAGUUUGUCCAGUGGAAGACCAUCUACAUCUCCUACAGGAAGUGUCACACAACAGUCAAGUAUGUCCCAAACAUCUAUCAACCUCUCCACUUCUCCUACACCUGCACAGUUAAUAAGCCGUUCCCAGGCUUCCAGUUCUACCAGCGGCAGUAUUACCCAACAGACUAUGUUACUAGGGAGUACUUCCCCUACCCUAACGGCAAGCCAAGCUCAAAUGUAUCUCCGAGCUCAAAUGCUGAUUUUCACACCUGCUACCACUGUGGCUGCUGUACAGUCUGACAUUCCUGUUGUCUCGUCGUCAUCGUCAUCUUCCUGUCAGUCUGCAGCUACUCAGGUUCAGAAUUUAACAUUACGCAGCCAGAAGUUGGGUGUAUUAUCUAGCUCACAGAAUGGUCCACCAAAAAGCACUAGUCAAACUCAGUCAUUGACAAUUUGUCAUAACAAAACAACAGUGACCAGUUCUAAAAUCAGCCAACGAGAUCCUUCUCCAGAAAGUAAUAAGAAAGGAGAAAGCCCAAGUCUGGAAUCACGAAGCACAGCUGUCACCCGGACAUCAAGUAUUCAUCAGUUAAUAGCACCAGCUUCAUAUUCUCCAAUUCAGCCUCAUUCUCUAAUAAAACAUCAGCAGAUUCCUCUUCAUUCACCACCUUCCAAAGUUUCCCAUCAUCAGCUGAUAUUACAACAGCAGCAACAGCAGAUUCAGCCAAUCACACUUCAGAAUCCAACUCAAGACCCACCCCCAUCCCAGCACUGUAUACCACUCCAGAACCAUGGCCUUCCUCCAGCUCCCAGUAAUGCCCAGCCACAGCAUUGUUCACCAAUUCAGAGUCAUCCCCCUCCUUUAACAGUGUCUCCUAACCAGUCACAAUCAGCACAGCAGUCUGUAGUGGUAUCUCCUCCACCACCUCAUUCACCAAGUCAGUCUCCUACUAUAAUUAUUCAUCCACAAGCACUUAUUCAGCCACAUCCUCUUGUGUCAUCAGCUCUCCAGCCAGGGCCAAAUUUGCAGCAGUCCACUACUAAUCAGGUGCAACCUACAGCACAGUUGAAUCUUCCAUCUCAUCUUCCACUUCCAGCUUCCCCUGUUGUACACAUUGGCCCAGUUCAGCAGUCUGCCUUGGUAUCCCCAGGCCAGCAAAUUGUCUCUCCAUCACACCAGCAAUAUUCAACCCUGCAGUCCUCUCCAAUCCCAAUUGGAAGUCCUCCACAGAUGUCGACAUCUCCUCCAGCUCAGAUUCCACCACUGCCCUUGCAGUCUAUGCAGUCUUUACAAGUGCAGCCUGAAAUUCUGUCCCAGGGCCAGGUUUUGGUGCAGAAUGCUUUGGUGUCAGAAGAGGAGCUUCCAGCUGCAGAAGCUUUGGUCCAGUUGCCAUUUCAGACUCUUCCUCCUCCACAGACUGUUGCGGUAAACCUACAAGUGCAACCACCAGCACCUGUUGAUCCACCAGUGGGAAUGCAUUUGAACCAGUGUCAUCUGCACAAAGUUUUUUCUCUUAAGGUUUAUCAAGUGGAAGAUGUAUGUGAAGAAGAAAUGCCGGAAGAGUCAGAUGAAUGUGUCCGGAUGGAUAGAACCCCACCACCACCCACUUUGUCUCCAGCAGCUAUAACUGUGGGGAGAGGAGAAGAUUUGACUUCUGAACAUCCUUUGUUAGAGCAUGUGGAAUUACCUGCUGUGGCAUCAGUCAGUGCUUCAGUAAUUAAAUCUCCAUCAGAUCCCUCACACGUUUCUGUUCCACCACCUCCGUUGUUACUUCCAGCUGCCACCACAAGGAGUAACAGUACAUCUCUGCACAGUAGCAUUCCCAGUAUAGAGAACAAGCCUCCACAGGCUAUUGUUAAACCACAGAUCCUAACCCAUGUUAUUGAAGGCUUUGUGAUUCAGGAGGGAUUGGAGCCAUUUCCUGUGAGUCGUUCGUCUUUGCUAAUAGAACAGCCUGUGAAAAAACGGCCUCUUUUGGAUAAUCAGGUGAUAAAUUCAGUGUGUGUUCAGCCAGAGCUACAGAAUAAUACAAAACAUGCAGAUAAUUCAUCUGACACAGAGAUGGAAGACAUGAUUGCUGAAGAGACAUUAGAAGAAAUGGACAGUGAGUUGCUCAAGUGUGAAUUCUGUGGGAAAAUGGGAUAUGCUAAUGAAUUUUUGCGGUCAAAACGAUUCUGCACGAUGUCAUGUGCCAAAAGGUACAAUGUUAGCUGUUCUAAAAAAUUUGCACUUAGUCGUUGGAAUCGUAAGCCUGAUAAUCAAAGUCUUGGGCAUCGUGGCCGUCGUCCAAGUGGCCCUGAUGCGGCAGCGAGAGAACAUAUCCUUAGGCAGCUUCCAAUUACUUAUCCAUCUGCAGAAGAAGACUUGGCUUCUCAUGAAGAUUCUGUGCCAUCUGCUAUGACAACUCGUCUGCGCAGGCAGAGUGAGCGGGAAAGAGAACGUGAGCUUCGGGAUGUGAGAAUUCGGAAAAUGCCUGAGAACACUGACUUGCUACCAGUUGCACAAACAGAGCCAUCUAUUUGGACAGUCGAUGAUGUCUGGGCCUUCAUUCAUUCUUUGCCUGGCUGCCAGGAUAUCGCAGAUGAAUUCAGAGCACAGGAGAUUGAUGGACAGGCCCUUCUCUUGCUAAAAGAAGACCAUCUCAUGAGUGCAAUGAAUAUCAAGCUAGGCCCAGCCCUGAAGAUCUGUGCACGCAUCAACUCUCUGAAGGAAUCUUAACAGGAACAUGAAGCCUUGAUAAAACAGCAGUUUUACUCUUCUCAUACAAACUUGUAAGGUAAAGGCCUAACUUGGUCUAGAGUAUGACACUUAUUGUGGUGGAUAGCCGAGCACAUUGGGACCUCCGCAUCAAAUACUGACAUUUCUUCUACAGGUAUAAUAAUUCAUCGUACAUUUUCAUAAUUAACCAUUGGUAAAGUUAAUUUUACAGGUUACAUGAAACACUGAAAGACUUGUUGUUAUAGAGGGCCAUGAUAUUUUUCAAAGAAAUGUGUUAUACUAGAUAAUUUUUUUAAAGGUGAUGUUUAUCAUUAAUAUAAAGAAUCCUUUUAAAAGUAAUUUAAUGAUUUACAUUUCUCCUGUUUUGAUUUGGUUUUCUUAUACAUUUUUCUACCCUAUUAGUUUUCUAAAGGUUGUCAUGAGAGAUAUGUUAUGGCAUAAUUUAGUAGUCCAGUGACGGAAUCAUAUGCAAUGAAAUCAGUGUACACUUUAAAAAACAUGUCUUUUAGACAUGCUUUAUCUAUAAAAAAGGAAUUGUGUUUUAGUGUGAACAAUACUGAUCUGGAAGUGAAAACAGUUUCUAGUCCGAACUUGACCAAGAAUUUGGUUUGACUGAGAAAGUUUUCCUCUCCGUUUUUGUACAUUUAGAGCAGUGGUUUUCAAUAGAGGUCAGUUUUGAUCGCCAGGGGACAUCUGGCAAGUCUAGAGACAUUUUGGUUGUCACAGCUUGACGGGGCGUUCAAGGGAGGGUUCUAGAUACUACUGGUAUCUAGGAGGUAGAAGCCAGAGAUGUUUCUACAUAUUUUAUAGCACGCAGGACAGCACACCUCCACUACAAAGAAUUAUCGAUUCAAAACUGUCAGUAGUGCCAAGGUUGAGAAACUCUGAUAUAGAAGGAGUGAUAAAUAUUGUUUUCACCCAAAGGGAUCUUUUUUAAAAAUGGAGCAUAGCAAACAUAUAUGAUGGAAGUGUUAUUCCGAUAACAUUAAUAUUCUGUUGAAUUAUUUUUUUCUAGUUUAAUCAUGCUAGAAAAAGAAAAAAAGAUCUACAAAUUGGCCUAUAAAAUAAGGACUGACAUACAAAUAAUUUAACUCUCAGAAAGUACUAAUUCAUUCUGAUUAUCUUUCAUACCUCUGUGCUCCUCUGCACUGAUGAAGGCAUAAUAUGAUUAUACCUAUGAACCAGUGUACAGCCUUUUCUGGAAAGAAAAUAGUUUUUUAGUAGAUAUGUGAUUGCUCUUUGGAUUUUUUUUCUAAUGUUGAACAAUGCUGGGACUAGCUAGAAUGCACAUUCCUACUUCCUUUACCAAACCUUUGCAUGCUUCCUGCAAAGCACUUACCAAGUGAUUUCUCUUGAAUGAUCAGAUGUAAGUUUGUAUGUACAUGUUUGAGGAAAACAAUUUAAAGCAGAACCUUUUACUGAACAGUGUUCUACAGAAUUAUGACACUAAAACAAAACUGUGGAAGCCCUGAAAGCUUUAUAGUCCUGGACAUCAAAAAUUUUAUUUCAGAUGAUGAAUGUUUUGUUUUAAUCUUUUCUUAUAUUACCAUGAUUGAGAUAUUUUAGUAAUUGAAGGAACAUACACAGAUAUUUGGCAGAAGUUGAGUAAGUAGGGGAAAAAAAGAGUCCGUGAGUUUCAGUCAUUUUCAUUGCUCUUUUCAGAAAGAUUGUGUUCAGCUAGUAGAAGACUAAAGAUGUCGCUGAAGACAUCACAGAUAUUAUAUUUAUCUUUUGGCUUUGUGUACAUUAGAGAAUGUUGAUUAUUUUUAUACAAAAAUACAGCGGGUAAUUUUUUUAAUCUUUAGAUGCCUCUUGUUUGAAUGUAUGCUUUGUGGAAUUCUUUGUGUAGUAAUGUUUUUUAAAAAAAAAUGUUUACUGAUAGUUACAUGUAGGAUUAGAAUGUGUAAUAUAAGGCUCAUGUUCCAGACCUACAGUAGCUUGUAGUCUGUGUUACAUAUUUCUUUAUAUCACAUUUUUAAUCAUUGGAUUAAAGUUUCAAGGAAAGCUAGGUACUCUAUAAUCAGUUUUCAUUUAUUAGCAGUUUAUCAUCAUGACAGAAUUGUCAUAUGCUUGACUUUUCCCCUCUUCUUGCAAUUUCAGAACACAAAUACAGGCUGAGCAUUAGUAAGUGACAGCCCACAGUAUGAGGGAGGGAGGUGCAAUGGAAAUCUUGCCUGGAAUUAAAACUUCUCAUAGAUUAUUCGCAAUUAAUACAACAUUUAUUGUUUGGGGAUAGAUUCCUCCAUCAGUAAUGGUUACCUCCCAUAUUACCUAUGGCCUUUAAGGCAUCAAUUUUGAACUGUGUUGUAGGCUCUCCUUUUAUUUACUCUCUUCCAUAAUAUCAGCCAUUCUGUACUUACUGAAAGCCCCUGUGCCUACCACUGUUGUAAUUAUUCAGGAGAGGCUUGCAAGAGGAGUUUCUAUUGGAGAAUACCUUAUAAUCUUAAAUUUAGUCCAGAUCUCCUGUUGUCCCAACUCAGAACAUAGCCAGAAAAUGCACUUGCUUUUUUCAAGUGCGUUUUUAUUUUAAAAUGGCUCGUUUGCUAUCACUUGGUGGUUCUCCCAUCAGCACAGCUAUUUCUUCCAAUAUGAUUUAAUCAUCUUAAUUUCAAAACUUCAGUUAUAUUUAAUGGGUAUAUAGGCAACACUGAGCAUCCACCUCUCUCCUGAGUUUUUAAAGCACAGUAUAUAGUUGGGGAGAAUAUAAUUGUUUUCAUAUCCUUUCAUAUUACUACUAAUAGUUAGGAUUUUGACUGGGAAGAGAGAAUGACAAACAGAAAGGGAACAUGGAGGCUCUUCCUACUUUUGCUACCUAAGUUUGCAUUUUCUGACUUCCUUAAAGUGUUGCACUCUGUCCCAUUGGGAUAAAAAACCGUGAGUUUGAAAUUUUGCUUUGAGCCUUGUGUUCCUAGGAAAGUUAAACAACCAAGAGAGCUGGUUUGUAAAAAUUGUUUUUUAUAUGACAUUAAUAUUCAUUAAGCCUUGUGUAGGCAUGUGUAAGACACAGCUAUGCAGCUUUGAAUAGUCUAUAUAAUGUGAGAUAGAGUGUUGUCUCAAAACCUGUUACUUUUUAAUUAUCAUAUUAUUAUUUCCCUGAUGGUACUGUUAUUUUGCUGUUGAAUGCUCUAAACGGAACUUUUUUAAAAGGCGCGGUUUAAGAGCAGUCACCCAGGAGUAGACAAGGUGGAAUGGAGGAAAGAAAUGAUAAUGCAAAAGCUUGAGAAUGGGAAGAGUCAGAGGCGGCCGCCAUCAUCCUUGUUAGCUUAGCCCACUUCAAUACCGAGCACAUUUCUGCACUUUUGAAGUGAAUAUUCAUGUUUUACUUAGAAAUAAUUUCCUUUUAUUAGGUAUCCCACUGUUGAUUUUUGUUUCCUGGUAUAUCAAAAUUCUUAGAAUAUAUGAAACAUAGUUUAACACAUAGUAUUAUUGUGACUAUGCCUUUGAAUAAUUUUUGGCAUAGCUUAUCUUCAUUGAUCAAGUAUAAAAUUAUAAUGAGACACCUCUUCACAAAUACAUGUCUUAGAUUGAAUUGAAAUGUGUUAUAGUGCCCUGUCUCCCACUGACUUGUUCAAUUAAAUGUCUUUACUACAUUAUGUACAUCUUCAGGCUUUUGGUAACACAGUGGCACAAGUAUGGUAGGGAGGAAAUGUAGUCUUAGGCUGUAUGACUAUAUUAAGUGUGUAUAAACAGAUUUUGAAAGAAUAUACUAUUAUAGAUGUAUGUGAAUGAUGCUGACCUCACAGCCAUAUCCAGUGGAUGAAACUGACUGGACACAAUGUUUAAAUGUUUUAAAGAUAUAUUUUCAACCAGAACAGCCUGAUUAUAGUUUGUGGUUUAAAGAUUCUUACCUUGGUUGAAUUGCAGGAACACAUGCAGCCUACGGGCAUUGAGCAUUAGCUAAUGGCAUGAAAGGGCCUCAUCUCACUACCUCUCUGAGGCCUCUAGCUCCAAGAAAACUGCAUAAAAACUUAUUUCUUUGAGAGAUCUUUGUCUCAAAAUCCUUAGAGAGGAUUUUGUAUUGGGGCUAACUUUAGGAAGGGAGGUAGCUGGGGCAGGACUUUCUGGUACCUGACAGUCAUGUUCCAGAGCAACCUCUGGGCAGUGGAAACUGGCCCAUCUGUGCAAAAUGUUUGCUCGAUCUGUUUCUUGUGUGCCACAUAUGUAAAGUGGGGCCCUGAGGAAGGUUUUCUAGAGGGAAGUAUAGGGAAAUAGAGGAGGAGACAAGUAGGAGGAACAAAGCAUUUCAGACCCAAGAAGAUAGAGGUUAUUUAGGAUAGAUACAGCUUUCAUCCACAGUUCAAAAUAAUACAUUUCAGUUGUUAGAUACCAGUUAUAGCAAUAUGUAGGUUAUAGUUUUUAUGUGUCAGGAAAUCAGACUCAUUCUUUCACUCUCUAUACCCACUGUCUCCGUGCUUAGGAGCAUGGAUAUUAAUAGCUACAAUGAUAUAUAAGUUAGUGAUUUUCGAUUUCUGAAAAAGGUGGCAACCUUUUAUUAUAGUUGGAGAAUAUUUGUCAAAAAUUCAAAGGUUGUUAUAAUUGAGAUGCCAGAAUGACAGUUUCCAUUUUCAGAUACCACAGUUGAAUCACCUCUGUAGCUUGUUAUGGAGAGGCAUUUUAAGGUAGUAUUUUAUUUGUUAGGUUGUGUCUCAGUCUAACAAUUGGGAAAAGUAAGAGCUAUAGGUUUCAUUUUCCUAGUCUGAAUUUCAGUAAACACAAGCCUACCUCUGCUUCUUUUGUGCACAGCAGUGUGGAUCAUGAACUGUUUACCCACAUUCAUCAAUAUUGGUAUUUUAUAAAUCUACUUAGAGCAUUUUUAUUUCAUCUCAAAGAUUGUGAUCUAAUUUAGAUAAGCACAAAUACGGUAUUAGGAAAAGUAAAUAUGCAGUUUUACUAACAAUUUCAACAUGUUAUGCUGUAUAUCUUUAAAAAUAAUUAUUUGGGGCUGCGUGUGGUGGCUCACACCUGUAAUCACAGCACUUUGGGAGGCCGAGGCAGGUGGAUCAUCUGAGGUCAAGAGUUUGAGACCAGCCUGACCAAUAUAGUGAAACCCCAUCUCUACUAAAAAUAUAAAAAUUAGCUGGGCGUGGUGGCGUGCAUCUGUAGUCCUAGCUACUUGGGAGGCUGAGACAGGAGAAUUGCUUGAACCCAGAUGACGGAGGUUGCAGUGAGCCGAGAUCACGCCACUGUACUCCAGCCUGGAUGACAGAGCGAGACUCCAUGUCAAAAAAAAAAAAAAAAAAACUCUUUGGGAAGAUAGGUCCUCUUUUGUUAGUAAUUCAUAAAAUGUGUCCUUAUAUAGUUUUGUUCACAGCAGUUAUAUAAGCUUUCUUCAAAUAAAAAGUUUAGAUUACCUUAUUUGGAAAAAGAAUUUCCUAAAUUUUUAAGAAUGUUCAAAGUUUUACCUAUUAGUUUUUAGAACCUAAUCCAUUUUAAAAUUGUACUAUGAGAAAGCCUUUUUUGGAAAGUCAUAAAGCAUUAAUACAGAUAUAAUUAUUACUAUCACAUUCCAGAGAAAAUAUGGCUUUUUCUAAACUUUCAAUUUAGAAAACACACAUUAAAGGGGAAUCCCUGCCCUCCUUUUCAGCUCUGAAGACCAGGUUUUCUAAUGUACACUCCUCCAUUCUACUCAGACACAUGCACAGACCCCUUCCAAGUGUCAUGUUUGUGGGAACUUUUGGGAAAUGUUUUCCACAGAUGUUUUAUUUUUUCCCUUUUAUAGUUUGUUGACAUUUAAUUUUAUUUAAAGAUGACAAUUUUAAUCUGAAAUGUUAAAGAAGAGGUACAACAUAAUGAGGUUCUAGCUAGCUUUAUACUUUUGAAAAAUAUUUUUUUUCUACUGCUUUUUACAAGUACUAGUCCUCAGUAAUACUGGUGAUGUUCAGUAUGAAUCCAUAGAAAGAAAACAAAAUGUCUUGUUUAAAAGAAGCAAAGUAGGGAAUGAAUUUUAAUUUGGGAAAAACCAGUAUAAUCUUAAAACACUGUUACACUAACAUGGCAAGGUAUUAAAGAGUAAGGUAACAAGUACUUUUAGAGCACCUGUUUAAGUUUACUCCAGUAGUCAUCUUAAGGAUUGAUAGUCACCAUCAUUGGCCUAAAAUUUAUAUUUCAUGGAAUAUUAUCAGUGUUAAAUCCAUGCUUUGUGGAGCUUUAACUGACAGUGGUGAAAAAGUUGGUGUUUAUGAGAGAGUGGUGAGACAUCUCAUCAUUAGUGAAGUUAAACAUCAACCUGUUUUAGAAUUUUUUAGUCUUGCCUCAAGUAAACCAGAAGUAUCUAGUGUUUAAAUCUUUAAAAUGCUUCUCUUAAAAGUAUUUUUUGUUUUGGGUAGUAUUAAAUAAUCAGUAAAUAAUCUACUUCAGUAGUAAAUAAUAGAUGUAUCCUCACUCAUCAUCUUAAUUCAACACACUGGUUUGGCGACUGGGGUUUUAGUUCAGUGGGUUAGCUCUGUGUGACAUGUUGAGCAGUUACUCAGCUUUUUUAACAGCUUCCAGAUAUACCAUAUGGUGCCUGUACUAUUCAAAUGUUGAUUUUGGUUUAAUUCGUCUUUAAGGUACGUCCCAGCUAAAACUAUGAUUCUAGGCCAUGUAAUGGGGUUGCUCUUACUUCAUUCACUUUCCCUUUUUAAGGGUUUAUUUUAUACUUAAUAAGCAUCCAUUUCUUGGGUCACCUAGAGUCUUUGUUCUCUUAAGAAUUAAAGUAGAAAAUUCAUACAUAACAAGCAAAUGAGGACAUUUGCCUAAAUUCUCCUUACUGGUUAGCUACUGAAUAUAUGAACACAUAUGAAUAUUGUCAUUCAAGCAUUUAUAUUCAUUUAGCAAACAUUUGAACACUUAUAUGUGUAAUGUGUGGUAUACAUGACUUGAGGAACUAGUAAUAAGUAAUAUUUUCCUCAAAAAACUCAUUGUGGCUUAAAUAAAUACGGACAUAAUCAUUACUACU
Molecule: messenger RNA, 10096 nt
Organism: Sapajus apella (tufted capuchin)
Lineage: Eukaryota; Metazoa; Chordata; Mammalia; Primates; Cebidae
Gene: PHC3
Product: polyhomeotic homolog 3
Exons: 17
Coding region: 163-3159 (998 amino acids)
Cellular component (GO): PRC1 complex; nucleus
Molecular function (GO): zinc ion binding; protein binding
Source: RefSeq, a predicted model, not a curated record